This is a messenger RNA of Alnus glutinosa, 1108 nucleotides long. Its product is annotated as class V chitinase-like. Gene Ontology annotation, biological process: chitin catabolic process; carbohydrate metabolic process. Bases 68 to 1108 code for a protein of 346 amino acids. Gene Ontology annotation, cellular component: extracellular region. NCBI's taxonomy places the organism in Eukaryota, Viridiplantae, Streptophyta, Magnoliopsida, Fagales, Betulaceae. The transcript has a single exon. Gene Ontology annotation, molecular function: chitin binding; chitinase activity. The record is from RefSeq and is a predicted model, not a curated record.
CUCAUUCUCAUAGCUAUAGGCUUAUAGCAAGCAAGAGAAUUCGAUCUCCUUCCUCGCCUUCCCUUCAAUGGCUUCGUCUGUGGAUGCCCCAGUGAGAGCCGGAUACUGGUAUUGCCACAGUGAAUUCCCAAUCCCGAUGGCCAGCAUACCUUCCCAGCUUUUCACCCAUAUUUUCGCUGCCUCUGCGGAUGUCAACCCCCACACCUAUGAAGUCACCUUUCCUGAAAAAUAUAAGGAUCAGUUCUCAACCUUCACCCAAACCGUGCAAAGAAAAAACGAAAAUGUGAAAACCCUUUUAUCCAUCGGUGGAGACUACACUAGUGAUCCUGCGACGACCUUAGCUUCAAUGGUUAGCCAUCGCAAUACCCGUAAAUCAUUCAUAGAUUCCUCAAUAAGUGUAGCCAGGUCUAACAUCUUCCAUGGCCUUUCCCUCAACUGGAUUUACCCCUCCACGGCGAGCGACAUGAUCAACCUUGGCUGUCUCCUCAAUGAAUGGCGUGCAGUCGUGAAGAAAGAGUCGGAGUGGAGCGGCAUGGACCAGUUGCUUCUAGUCGUAGCGGUUAAUUUCGAGCCAACAUAUAGGUCGUUGAGCUAUCCCGUUGAUGCUAUUUCAAGGAACUUGGACUGGAUCAACGUUUGGGCGUUUGACUUCGGAGUCUAUACCCCCGAUCUGUCGUGGACUGUUACUGGGCCUUUUGCUACAUUGAAAAAUCGAGACUACCCACAAUAUUCUGGGGAUUACGGCGUCAAAACUUGGCUUGCUGCAAAUGUGCCCGCCAAAAAAAUAGUCCUCGGCCUUCCAUUUUAUGGCUACGGGUGGCGUCUAGAAGAUCCUAACAACCCAUCGCCAUUUCCGCCUGCUGAUGGACCGGCUGAUGGAGUGCUUUUUGCCGCAGAUGGGGCUAUAUUAUAUAAGCAAAUCGUGUUUUUCGAAAAUACGAAUCCUCCCGAAUUCCUUCCCAAUUAUGUUGUAGACAUUUACCGUUAUGGAAAUACUUGGAUUGCUUAUAAUGAUACGCCGAGUAUCACUGCUAAGGUUAGAUAUGCUUAUGAAAAGAAGGAGCUGCUUGGUUACUUUGCAUGGCACUUGGGCGGCGACAGACCUUGA